ACUCAAACUGAAACGAAUCUCUCGCGACUCGAACAGAUCACCUCCGGCACGUUUCACUUCACUCUGCUGAUAUGAUAACACACUGGGGUUUUGACUCCGUAACUCUGCUUUAAGAGAACCCCAGAGCCGUGCAUAUAAACUUCAUGUAAUGACACAAAGAUUAUAACAACAACAACAAACUGAACCGACAGCAGCCACCUUUCAGAAAGCAGCCGGACCGGUUGGACGGCACGAGACCCCGGAAGCGUGAGAGAGCAGAAUGGCCGCUUCUGCUGUCUUCAUCCUGGACCUGAAAGGAAAGGUGCUUAUAUGCCGGAACUACAUGGGCAGUGUUGACAUGAGUGAGAUCGACCACCUCAUGCCCAUCAUGCUGAAGAGGGAGGAAGACGCAGAAUUAUCACCUCUGUUGAGCCACGGCUCCACUCACUUCCUGUACAUCAAGCACAACAACCUCUACUUGGUGGCAAUGACUAAAAAGAAUACAAACGCUGCUCUUGUGUAUUCCUUCCUGUACAAGCUAGUGGAGAUUUUCACUGAGUAUUUUAAGGUUCUGGAGGAGGAGAGUAUACGCGACAACUUUGUGACCGUCUAUGAGCUAAUGGAUGAGGUCAUGGAUUUUGGUUUCCCUCAAACCACAGACAGCAAGAUCUUACUGGAGUACAUCACCCAGCAAGGGCAUAAACUGGAGGUGGGUGCACCACGCCCCCCGGCAACCGUUACCAACGCUGUGUCUUGGAGGUCAGAGGGCAUCAGAUACAGGAAGAAUGAAGUGUUCAUGGACGUCAUUGAGUCUGUCAAUCUACUGGUUAGUGCUACAGGCAGCGUCCUGCGCAGUGAGAUUCUGGGCUGUAUCAAACUGAAGGUUAUUCUCUCAGGAAUGCCUGAGCUGAGGCUAGGCCUUAAUGACAAAGUGCUCUUUGAAAUCACAGGCAGAGAAAAGAGCAAGUCUGUGGAGUUAGAGGAUGUGAAGUUUCAUCAGUGUGUGCGGCUCUCUCGCUUUGAGAAUGACCGAACCAUCUCCUUCAUUCCCCCUGAUGGAGAGAGUGAACUCAUGUCUUACCGCCUUAAUGCCACUGUGAAGCCGCUCAUCUGGAUUGAAAGUGUGAUUGAGAAGUUUUCCCAUAGCCGAGUAGAGAUCAAAGUUAAGGCCCGAAGCCAGUUUAAAAGCCGCUCCACUGCCAACAACGUGGUUAUCCUGGUGCCUGUGCCUAGUGACGCUGACUCCCCCAAAUUUAAGACCAGCACAGGCCAUGUCAAGUGGGUACCUGAGAAGAGUGCUGUCGAGUGGACCAUCAGAUCCUUCCCUGGAGGGAAGGAGUACAUAAUGAGAGCUCAUUUUGGACUGCCGAGUGUGGAGAGUGAUGAACAAGAGGCAAAGAGACCAAUCACAGUGAAGUUUGAGAUCCCUUAUUUCACAGUGUCUGGUAUUCAGGUCCGAUACCUAAAGAUCAUUGAGAAGAGUGGUUAUCAGGCAUUACCAUGGGUGCGAUAUAUUACCCAGAGUGGCGAUUAUCAGCUAAGGACAAACUGAAGGGACUUUUCAUAGUGGUGUGGAGUUACACAGGAAGUGCUGACCUUCUGUCUGCUUCUUUGAAGAGGAGAGACAAAGAGAGACAGUGUGGUGUUGUUCUCACACAGCAGUCAAGCAGUUACAGCCUCCUUACUCUUUCUUUCUGUGUGUGUGUGUGUGUGUGUGUGUGUGUGUGUGUGUGCACUGCUCAGGUACGUGAAUGAAUGUGUUAGGAACACAAAACUAACAAAGUCCAAUUAAUAUGAUUCUCAUGUGGAUUUGAACAUUCUGCUUGGCGUUGUUUUAUAUUUACUUCUUUUGUGAAUGUUGUCUGCUAUGUUUCCUGAGCAAAGUUGGAUUUUUAUGUAUUUAACAGGUACAGUGGUCAGUUUGAAAACUGAAUUUUUGGGAUGUUAUAUUAAAUAUACCUUAUUUGACCUAUUAUCUAUUAUAAUCACAGAUACAGAACGAUGUCAGUUUGUAUUGCUUUUUUUCUACAGAACCCCACUAAGCAAUGAAAUAAACACCUUAUGCAUGAAAUCAA
Messenger RNA from Neoarius graeffei (lesser salmon catfish), 2054 nucleotides. It is a transcript of the gene ap1m3, whose product is annotated as adaptor related protein complex 1 subunit mu 3. Lineage: Eukaryota; Metazoa; Chordata; Actinopteri; Siluriformes; Ariidae. Gene Ontology annotation, biological process: vesicle-mediated transport; intracellular protein transport. Bases 260 to 1531 code for a protein of 423 amino acids. The transcript is spliced from 13 exons. The record is from RefSeq and is a predicted model, not a curated record. Gene Ontology annotation, cellular component: clathrin-coated vesicle; clathrin adaptor complex. Gene Ontology annotation, molecular function: clathrin-cargo adaptor activity.